This is a messenger RNA of Cantharellus anzutake, 1048 nucleotides long. RefSeq lists its product as uncharacterized. Lineage: Eukaryota; Fungi; Basidiomycota; Agaricomycetes; Cantharellales; Hydnaceae. The transcript has 2 exons. The record is from RefSeq and is a predicted model, not a curated record. The annotation marks the transcript as partial.
GCUCUCUUUCCCUAAAGACGUGUUGUACAUAAGUAUGCCUUCCGUCACCGCCGACACUGAGAACCUUUUCUUCGCCUUGUUGAAUAUUCUUCUUCGCCUUGUUCAGGGCGUCCUGGACGUGCUCCAAUCUGGUAUUAUCGUAAUACAGGCCAUGGUAUCGUCCACACGGAAACUGACUGAGCUUCUCCACUCGGUUGCUCAAUUGCUGACUGGCGCGGCAGCCUUUAUUACAGGCAAUAUUGUUGGAAUACUGGUCCUCCUUUCCAUUUACAUUGGAUACCAGAAACUCUACGCCAAGGGACAGAGAGGCAAGAAGCUCAGGUAGGAGAAGUGGAGCCGCUAGAUCACCUUGCAGUCCCUCCGAAUGCGCUUCGAUUACUUUCCAUGUAACAACUGACCCUUGAUAAUGUUUCCCCCAUCAUUCAUAUGACUUGUAUUGGCGUGUAUUGUCAAUUCGUGUCUAGCACCAGUGUUCUAGAGGCCGAGCUCAACAAGCCACGACCGCAUUCAUCACGUUUAGUUGGGUCGUUGUACUCUUCCAGAGGAGCGGUAGCGCCUGUCCUGCUCAGACACAUGUCAUAUGACAACAUGGUAUCAACCAUACCACGAAGAACAGUGUUGGCGGCUAAGAAGUGGCAGCCUCAAAUUGCAGCACCAAUCGAACAGCCGAGCGAGAUGCCAUCGAGACCCUGCCGACCAACAUCGAACGAGGACGAAGAAGAUGGUCACCGAGCAGAAUAUGCAUGGAAUUGGGGACAUUGGAAACGGUGGUUCCACGGUGGAGCUAACUCGAUGCAGGAAGGUUCAAUGACGUGCAAAAAACGCAAGCACUGCGAAACAUCUACGACGCUAGCUAACAAUCAAGCGAGAAGUGCGAAGCUUCUAGGAAUGCCGGUGCCCGAGGUCCCGUCUCAUGACAUCUUGUCCAAUCGGCUCAUCGAUUUCGGACAACCUCGAUGACGCAAUCAACCUUUGGAAACGGGGAUCAAGAUUUUCUCUUGAGCUAUUACAUACGUACUAGCAUGUUACACUCAUUGUUGAAUAGACU